Messenger RNA from Spodoptera exigua (beet armyworm), 3408 nucleotides. NCBI's taxonomy places the organism in Eukaryota, Metazoa, Arthropoda, Insecta, Lepidoptera, Noctuidae. The record is from the annotation of a GenBank genome assembly.
CCAGCGUCGACGCACAGAUUCCGAGCGCCUGUGGUGAGUCGUGCCAGUAGCGCGAACCGCCCCGAACGGCACACACGAUGAUCGCGCACAAGCACGCGCUCGCCGCCGCGCUGCUGUGCGCAUUGGCCGGCCAGCUCGGAGCCGGAGCCAGCCUGCACUGUGCCAUGAGGAGAGAGAUCUCACCCUGCACCUGCCGUCGUGAAGAUGCUGGCACUGGUGCCAUUCUUGUUGUUUGUCAACGUAUCAGUGCUUACGAAGAAAUUGCUCGGGCUUUAACAAACAAGUUCAGCCCAGAAACAAAAAUUGGAUUGGAUAUCUCCUACUCCCAGCUUCCGGAUUUUUCUGAACACAGCAUCAAAGAACUCGGACUUUCUAUCACAAGACUAAAACUUAACUUCGACAAUUUAAGUGAGUUGAAAGAGAGUGUUUUCACGAAAUUGGACUUGGUGGACUACUUCAGUUUGGCGGACAACUCGUUAACAGAAAUGCCGAGGCAUGUUCUCCAGCAUCUGCCGCACGUCAAGACUCUCGACCUCUGCAGGAACAAAAUCACGAAGCUCACCGAAGAUGACUUCAGGGACAUACAGGAAGUGGAACACUUACUGGUGGCAGAUAACCAGAUAUCAAAAAUAGAGAGGGAUGCUGUGCCCAAAGCUUUGAAGCACGUUCAUCUUGGUAUCAACAAGCUUAGUUCACUGAAUGGAGCUCUCAGAGAUUUGGACGACUUAGAAUGGAUUUUCAUUAAUGCAAAUAAUUUAAAAUCUAUAGACAAUGAAUUGCCCGUCAAAGCGAAAAGGAUCGUCCUAAUCCACGCCGCCCAUAACGAAUUGCAAACCUUACCAAAAGACCUAAAACAAAUGCCUUCACUAGAGUCGUUGUAUUUCUAUGGAAAUAAUAUCAAGCUAUUGGACGGAGCGCUGCAGAAGUCCAGGAGAUUGAUGAGGAUAGGACUGUCUUUCAACAAGAUAGAAAGUCUAGCGGAGGAUGAGUUUACUGAAGCAGAAAAAUUGGCUGAAUUGGACAUUGCGUAUAAUCAACUCAAAUCCUUAAAUGGAUCUUUAAAGAGUUUGAAGUCGUUGCGAUAUUUGAAUUUGACUCACAAUUACAUGACAGAAUUUUCGCUGCAAGAAAUCAAAGGAUUAAAAAGAUUGUCUGUCAUUGAUCUCUCUCAUAAUAGGAUAAGUCUUAUAACAGGAAACAUGGAGAAUUUAGUUGACGUUGAAACUCGUGUACUAGAACUGAGACUGGACCAUAACCACAUUCUUAGCUUGGGCGGAGCACUGAUGGGGCUACAUGGCCUCUUGAGGCUCAAUUUAAGUAAUAAUCUUCUCCAGCAAAUUUCUCCAGACGACCUAAUCGGUCUUGAAGACUUAAGAUUGCUUGACGUGUCCCAUAAUCAUAUAACUACAUUGGAAGAAACAUCAAAGACGUUUUUGCCGUCACUUGAGGAAUUGAUAGCACAUCAUAACAACAUAACUUUGCUCGACAAAGAUUUCCACGGAUUGCCUUCGUUGUGCAUAGCUGAUUUGUCGUUUAACCACAUCAAGACUGUUAAUUAUGACGUUGUGUCAAAAUCGAGAUGUACUAUCAAUGGAGUGCCUAGUGUAUUAAAGAUUUAUCUUCAAGAUAACCCGGUCUUAUGCGAUGAUCACCUGUACGAGCUGAUCACGGUGCUGGAGACUCUGAGCGCUCGCAUUAACGGUGCGUCAACAUGCGAGGCGCCGCAAACUACAGCGCCUGUCCCGCUGAGGGCAGUGAACGACGUGGUACCUCCUCAGGAAACACCGCCAGUCAUCGUUAUGACUCAGAUGGGAGGUGGCCCGCGUGCUCUACCAGAUGGCGUUGACCACGGUGCCGCUUCAGUACCACAAGUGCCUCAACUGAUGUACAGGCGCGUGGGAGCACUCUUCGGUCACGUGCUACCUGAGCGUGAGGGUGGCUUACCGGUGGUUGUGGAACCGCCAGUAACGCUGCCUCCCGCCAGCACCAACGUUGUAGUAAAGUGGCCCGAUGAGAGGAGAAUGGAGGAGACACACCCGCUGGUUGAUCACCUGCGACUCCGAGACCUAAACGCAUCGCCGCAGUGAGAGCAGGGGACCCGGGUGCCGCGCACGCCGAUGACUACGAAUUGAAUGCUUCGCCUUAAAAUAUACUGCCAAUAAUUUAGGCUAGGGCAGAGUGUCUUCUGAUUCGGUCGGGCGCAUGUAAAUUUUGAAUUAGAUAGAUACCAUCCCAUUCUGUUAGGUCUGCGAUGUAAAUAGGACGAUGCAUUAGGUACACCGACACCGACAGUGUAUCCUCAACAUGAUCCUAUUCUGAAUGUCGAGUUCAUGUGUAAUUUGACUUUAGUAUGUAGCAAGUAUUAUCCGAAUGGUUAAAUUUCUACGUAGCAAAAUGUAAUGGGCGUGUAUAUAAGUUGAUUGAAAAGUGUUAAAUUAGCAUUGAUAGAUUUUCCUAAUGACAUAACUGUAAAUCUUUUCUUGUGACCAAAAAUUAAAGUAAACAUGACCCCUGAAUUGAUCUGUUAUAUAAUGCUGAAAUAUAAUCCUAUAUAAAUAUAGUAUGUAUAGAUAGAUAUACAAAAUAACACUGGUUUUUAUAAGGUUUUAGAUUUUUUUAUAAAUAUUUACCAAAUAGUAUGUAACUUGCAUAAUUUUCUGAAAUGUUACCUAAGUUUGUACCAAAGAUGAAAUAACUAGUUAUAGAACCUACAUGACUAUCAAAUAAUAUUGUAGUACUAAUUGUUAGAUUUGUCACCGUGAUCAGUGAUCAAUUUUCUGAUCAUUUAGUGUAGUCAAAGUGUCGAUAUAUUCUCGCGUUCCGAGCGUAGAUACACUAUGGAUACAAGACGAACUGUUAUCGAAAUGCGUAUUGCUAGUAUACUGUCGAUAAGAACUUUAUCUUAGUCAUUUCUAGACACAAAUAAACAUACAAGUGGUACUGCAGGACAAACUGACAAUUUUACAAAUAUGAACAUGAACUUUUAAGUUAUAGUUUUGAAAUAUUUCCUAAAUAACCAAAAUGUUCUAUUUUUUAUUUUAAUAUGAAGUAAGCACUUAGUAUAUAAGUAAAUAUAUUUCAGUAAAGUACUUGUAGCUAAAACAGGCUUGUUUUCGAUAGUUCUCAGCGAAACCCUGAUAAACCAGUGUAAUUAUUGUAGCUGUCGGUAUGUCUGGAUGCGUGAUAUUGCGUGUGUCGAUGUCUGGCCCAAUCUUUUUUGUGAGUAUGAGGUAAUUUUCAAACAACAACCGUGAAGUUUCCCCAUACUUACAAGAAAGAUUGAUUCAGGCCACUUAAGUUAAAUAAAUUAGUUGACAAUUAAAAUAAUAACAAACAUACUAAAAGCCUGUCAGCCAAAGUACAUAGUUUAUAGUUAUUUCGAUCCUUUCGAACGAAAGUGUACCUAAG